CGUCAUCCCGUUCUACCAUCUGCGAGGACCGGAUUUGGAUGCAUCAUGGGUUCAGAGAGAGGGCGUUUGUACUACAUCUGACCAUUUGACCGUUGUAUAAAACCCCCGUUAUCCUAUCUCUUUCCAUCAUUCUUCCAUCAAACAUCAACAGUCAGUUCCAUCAACAUCUAAUACCAUCCACACAAACCAACACCAACACACAUUUACCACCUCACAACCUCCAACACCAACAAUGAAGCUCCUCGCCAUCCUAGGCAUCGCAAGCCUAGCUGCUGCUCUCGCGCCGCCUCCAGUCUGCGAGCAAUGUCGCCCGCUCCCUAACGAGAACAAAUGCGACAUCACCACGUCGUGCGUCUAUGUCUGGGGCCAUAAGGGCUCCACCCCGGCACCCUACUACUGCGCAUGCCGCGCCGGCUACAGAGCAACGGGAUACGGAGCCGACGAUUGGACUAAGCAGUGGAGACUGCCAUGGUAUGGAGGCAACGGAGAUCCGAGCCAAGAGGGAAGGGUUUUCGUUAAGCCCGGUGUUAAGUGCGAUACCCUUUGUGAUUCUUGGUGGUUGGGCGCGAAGGGAUGCCAGGAGGUGACGCUUAAGGAUAGCUGCUUGUAACCAGCCAUUGCGAGGGGAUGGUAGG
This is a messenger RNA of Lindgomyces ingoldianus, 635 nucleotides long. RefSeq lists its product as uncharacterized. The record is from RefSeq and is a predicted model, not a curated record. The transcript has a single exon. Bases 233 to 610 code for a protein of 125 amino acids. NCBI's taxonomy places the organism in Eukaryota, Fungi, Ascomycota, Dothideomycetes, Pleosporales, Lindgomycetaceae.